UGCCUUCUACUUUCUUUCUCUCUUUAAACUACUUCUGUAGUUCUGUGAGGUGAAGGGGGAGAAAUACUAGAGUCUGCCUGAGAAUUCGAAUAACGGUUCCCCAAAAAUGGCGGGAAAUAGGAUUCUACAUCCGCAAACAGUUAGGAGCUUACCCAGGUAUUCUUGUCGAUUCCUCUCCUUCUCUGGUUUUAGUAAUCCAAAACCCAAGAUGAAUCAAACCCUAGAACAUUUGAAAAACACUGAGGAAUUUGAGCGUGUAACAUCUGUUUCAGAUUCAUUUAUUGUGGAAAAGAUGUUUAUGUAUCUGAAAAACCGUGAUUUUGAUUCUUUACGGCAUUUUGCCGCCUCUCGCAUGAGUCCUUCAAUUGUUGUCAAUGUAUUGUAUAAAUGUUGUGGAAAUAUACAGUUAGGUCUGAAUUUUAUUGAUUUUUUGGGGAGAAACCGGGGUUUUAAACAUACGUUGAGCACUUUAAGUGCAAUGAUUCAUAUAGCGGUAAGGGGUAGGAGAAUAUCGGAUGCUCAGGUUUUGAUACUUAGAAUGGUUAGAAAGAGUGGGGUUUCCAGGAAUCAGAUUGUAGAUUCCUUGGUUUCUACUUAUUAUGGUUGUGGUUCGAACUUUAUGGUAUUUGAUUUGUUAAUAAGGACAUAUGUGCAAGCUAGGAAGCUAAGAGAAGCUUCAGAAGCAUUUCGAAUUUUGACUCGUAGGGGAUUUUCGCCUUCGAUAAAUGCUUGUAAUAGCCUUCUUGGUGGGUUGGUAAAGGUUGAUUGGGUUGAUAUGGCAUGGGGGAUCUAUUGGGAAAUGAUUAAAAUUGGUUUACAAGUGAACAUUUAUACACUUAACAUUAUGAUUAAUGCAUUGUGUAAGGAAAGGCAAAUGGAGAACGCCAGGUCUUUUUUAUUGGAUAUGGAAAAGAAGGAGGUUUUUCCCGAUAUCGUGACGUAUAAUACCCUUAUUUGUGCACAUUGUAAGGAAGGGAACUGUGAAGAAGCUUUUGAGUUAUUGAACUCGAUGAAAGCUAAGGGCCUAAUGCCUGGCAAUGUGGCCUAUAAUUCCAUAAUAAAUUGUCUCUGCAAGAGUGGCAAAGUUGUGGAGGCUAAGAAGAUUUUGGGUGAGAUGACAAGGAUUGGGUUAAAUCCUGAUACCUCUACCUAUAAUAUAUUUCUCGGUGAGUGCUGUAGAAAAGGCAGUGUACGUGCUGCUCAACAAGUUUUUAAGGAAAUGCUGGGUCAUGGCAUUCUUCCAGAUUUAGUUAGCUUUAGCUUUCUUAUUGGGUUGUUUUCAAGGAAGGGAGAUAUCGAUCAAGCUUUUGUUUAUUUUAGAGAUAUGAGUAAUGCUGGGUUGGCACCUGACAGUGUGAUUUAUACUAUGCUUAUUGGGGGACUUUGUAAAAAUGGGAAUAUGGCAGAGGCCCUUAAGCUUCAAGAUGAAAUGACAGAGCAGGGUUUCCUUCCCGAUGUUGUUACUUACAAUACACUGUUGAAUGGAAUGUGCAAGGAGAAGAGAUUGUCUGAAGCAGAUGAGCUUUUUAAUGAGAUGGUAGAAAGAGGAAUUUCUCCUGAUUAUUACACUUAUACAACUCUUAUUCAUGGUUACUGUGGGGAUGGGAACGCAGAUAAAUCACUAGACUUGUUCGAAAUGAUGAUUGAGAGGAAUCUCAAGCCAGACGUUGUGACAUACAAUACUUUGAUCGAUGGAUUUUGCAAAGAAGGAAAUAUGGAGAAGGCUAAUGAGUUAUGGGGUGAUAUGAUAUCUCAAGGAAUAUUUCCUAAUCAUGUAUCUUACAGCAUAUUAAUCAACAGGCUCUGUAGUAAAGGACAUGUCAGAGAGGCACUUAGAUUGUGGGAUGAGAUGGUUAAAAAAGGAAUGGAGCCUAAUAUUGUGACUUUCAAUUCAGUCAUCAAGGGCUAUUGUCGGUUAGGGAAUGCAGAAAAAGCAGAUGAGUUUUUGAACAAGAUGAUUGAAGAGGGAAUCAUUCCUGAUAAAAUUACAUAUAACACUCUUAUUCACGGGCUUGCAAGAGAGGAAAACAUGGAUGGUGCUUUGGCUUUGGUUAGUAAAAUGGAGAAUAAGGGGCUCAUACCUGAUGUUGUUACAUAUAACAUUCUAGUUCAUUGUUUCUGUGUACAGGGUAGAAUGGAUGAAGCUACUGUGAUUUUCAGGAGCAUGAUUGAGAAAAAUAUAACACCCGAUAGAUCCACUUAUACGUCACUGAUAAAUGGAUAUGUUUCUAAGGACAAUGUUAAAGAAGCAUUUCGCCUGCAUGAUGAAAUGUUACAGAAGGGUUUCGUGCCAAAUGAUUAUUUCUGAUAUCUUUUAUUUUCCUUUUCUUUAGAAGUUGUGGUCCUCUAUUACAUGAUGGUGCCCUUGGUGCAGUAGAGCAAAGUUAACUUUUGCAUCUAUGCAUCUACUCAAUGAUUUCAGUGGUUUUUUUUACUGAAACUCAUAAUGGAUCUCGAGAACGUGUAGAAAAAGAAGGGGCAGAGGGUUCAGUCACCUGAUUCAGAAUGAGAAUAAGUGGACUUGUCAUGCCCACACGACUUAUACAUAGAAAUCCACAAACAUCGAGUCAAAGAGAUGUUGGUUAAGACCCCAACUAGUUUCAACUGUGAGGGGGCACUUGAAGUCGGAUGACUGGAACAAUGGUUUUGACUUAUCUUAGUAAUAACAACAGAAAAAACCUCCACUUCAACCAGCGCUGAAGUUGGGAAGAGAGUGCAAAUGGUAACAGCUUUGUUUCUCAAGGAAGAGAUUU
This is a messenger RNA of Papaver somniferum (opium poppy), 2753 nucleotides long. Its product is annotated as pentatricopeptide repeat-containing protein At5g01110-like. NCBI's taxonomy places the organism in Eukaryota, Viridiplantae, Streptophyta, Magnoliopsida, Ranunculales, Papaveraceae. The record is from RefSeq and is a predicted model, not a curated record. Bases 107 to 2308 code for a protein of 733 amino acids. The transcript has 3 exons. Gene Ontology annotation, molecular function: protein binding.